GCACAAACUAAAAAAAUGGUUUACUAUAUAGGUUGAGAUUUGAAAAUUGAGAAGGAAAAAGAAACGGAGCGUCUUCACCGUUCACAUCAAUAUAACCCAGCGAAGUGUGAGUGACUCAAAUUGAGCUACAAGAUUCUCUGUGACUUUUUUCGCAGCAAUGGCGUUUUCCUCAUCAUUCCAUGAACGACUCGAACAAAUGGACCGUACUCGAAUUCAACGUCUCUCAUUACUCCAGGUCGAGAAAGAGUUGCAAUCACACAAAUCUCGUGUUCUAGCCUCAAAGCUUGCAAAUAUCAGAGCCAUGGAACAGAGGUGCUUGCUGUUUGAUCGUAAAAUAGCCUCGCAGAAUUUCAAAAUUCUGUCUCUCAAGUCUCAGAUUGAGAAUCUCGAAGCCAAAUAUGAUUCACUCUCGCAAGAAAUUAGGUCAAUGCAGAACGAGGUGGUGGAGCUUGAAGAGUUGCAUAAAAUGAAAGAUGGAUUUUAUGAAGCAAAGAAGUUGGAAAUGAAGGAAUUCAAGCAAAUGGCUUGCGAUUUUGUAGUGAAAUGUGAAUUGGAAGUUCAGAGUUUGAGAAAUGGUGUCAAUGAGCUGAGGUCUUCUUUCAUGGAUCUUAAGGGCAACAAAAGGAACUCAUGUAAUUCCGAGAUAGAUGCUGCUGAAGCGAGGAGGUUGAGACUAUUGGCUGAGAAGGAAAGUGUAUGUAGAAAUGUUGAUUCUAAUAGCCAAUUAAAAGCACAGUUGCAAAAGCAGCUUCAGAGUAUUAUGUGAUUCUAUGACACAAACAACUCAAGUGAGGGAAUGGGCUUGAAGACUACCCAGCUGUAGAUUGCAUUAGUAACUCUUUUACAAAUAUAUCUGAUCACAAAACCCACCGUCACCGGGUAUAACUCACACUUCAUUCUUAGUUCCUUAGUUUCGGCUUUUAGGCAGAGUUCUCAAGCUUUUGGAGGUUCUGUGUAGGUUAGUCAUAGUUUAGCAAGACCAAAAUAAAUAUAGGCCAUAUUUACUCUCGAUUUAACCUUACAAAUAUUUUAUGAGGUCCUAUUUAGCUAUCAUUUAACACUGAAAAUUUUGAAGCCCGGUGCGGUAGCACGUCUUGCACGCCCUAAAAAACGGUCCAUCUUUUAGGAGCUUAGUCAUUGAUUCAAUAGUAUUAGUAAAAAAAAUGAAAUAAUGUUCUGAUGAGACUUGAUGAGACUGGCCCAGCUAACCCGUGUAAGCAAAAGUUUAGCAACAAAACUUUGAUCAUGGUUUGCACAUUUUA
Molecule: messenger RNA, 1262 nt
Organism: Lathyrus oleraceus (garden pea)
Lineage: Eukaryota; Viridiplantae; Streptophyta; Magnoliopsida; Fabales; Fabaceae
Exons: 4
Coding region: 158-766 (202 amino acids)
Source: RefSeq, a predicted model, not a curated record